This is a messenger RNA of Dunckerocampus dactyliophorus (ringed pipefish), 4483 nucleotides long. RefSeq names its product gastrula zinc finger protein XlCGF8.2DB-like. NCBI's taxonomy places the organism in Eukaryota, Metazoa, Chordata, Actinopteri, Syngnathiformes, Syngnathidae. Bases 99 to 1490 code for a protein of 463 amino acids. Gene Ontology annotation, biological process: regulation of transcription by RNA polymerase II. The transcript is spliced from 3 exons. Gene Ontology annotation, molecular function: DNA-binding transcription factor activity, RNA polymerase II-specific; RNA polymerase II cis-regulatory region sequence-specific DNA binding. The record is from RefSeq and is a predicted model, not a curated record.
GAAGAAGAAGAAGAAGAAGAAGAAGAAGAAGAAACAAAACGAGACUUACACAAACAACGAAAAUGUACUGACACAGGCCCAAAACUGGCCCUGCUGAGAUGGAUUUGGCUCCGACAUCAUGCAGUCCCAGCUAUGCAAAUGAAUGCAGAUCAGCAGACUUCACAUCACCAGGGCUGGACAUCCAGCAGUUGACUGGUCGUCAAGGAGACCGUCCCCCUCAGCCACAGGGUGGGAGCUCCACUUGGGAGCAGGAGGAGACACAUCCUAUUAAAGAGGAGGAGGAGCCACAGCCCCCUCUUAGUAAAGAGGAAGGAAUGGAGCCCCACAUUAAAGAGGAAGAGGAGGAGAAGCCACAGCCCCCCGAUGUUAAAGAGGAAGAGGAAGAACUCUCGAUCACUCAGGAGGGAGAGCAUCUUCCAGGGCCAGAGGAGGCUGAUCUCGCCAGGUUGCCACUGACUGGUGUCCCUGCAGUGACUAAAGACCAUGAAGACAAACCACCUGAGCUCUCACAGCUUCAUCAUCAUCCAAGUGAGGAGAUGAGCGAGGCGGAGCCUUCAUGCAGCAGCUCACUGCAACACAUGACAACAGAAGCUGAUGGAGACCACUGUGGAGGAUCACAAGCAGACAACCUCUUUGCUCCACUGUCAGAUUUUGACGACACAACGUCACACUCUCCUGAAGGUGAAGACAGCGACUACAACCAAGAAUCUCUGAGCAGCGAUACAGACUGUGAAGGUGAUAUGAUGACUUACACUGGCAACAAACACUCUGAAAGCUCUAAAAAGACAACAGCUAAACUUUUGAACUGCUCAGUUUGUCAUAAAAGAUUUUCUUGUAAGAGUCAUUUGGCUCAACACAUGAGAACACACACAGGAGAAAAACCUUACAAUUGCUCACACUGUGGUAAACGCUUCACUUUAAAGACAAACAUGAGAAGACACAUGAUAACACACACGGGAGAAAAACCUUUCAGUUGCUCAGACUGCGGUACAAGCUUCACUCACAAGACAUGCAUGCAAUCACACAUGAGAACACACACAGGAGAAAAACCUUUCAGUUGCUCAGACUGCGGUAAACGCUUCGCUGUAAAGACAAACAUGAGAACACACAUGAGAACACACACGGGAGAAAAACCUUACAAUUGCUCACACUGCGGUAAAGGCUUCACUCAAAAGACAAGCAUGCAAAUACACAUGAGAACACACACAGGAGAAAAACCUUUCAGUUGCUCAGACUGCGGUAAACGCUUCGCUGUCAAGACAAACAUGAGAAAACACAUGAGAACACACACAGAAGAAAAACUUUACAAUUGCUCUCACUGCGGUAAAGGCUUCACUCAAAAGUCAGACAUGCAAAGACACAUGAAAACACACACGGGAGAAAAACCUUUCAGUUGCUCAGACUGUGGUAAAGGCUUCACUGUGAAGACACACAUGCAAUUACACAUGAUAAUACACACAGGAGAAAUACCUUUCAGUUGCUCAGACUGAGGUAAAGGCUUCACUGUUAAGACAAAUGUACUGUACAAUUACACAUGAGAACACAAACAGGAGGAAACACCUUUCAGUUGCUCAUUUAAGGUCACAUUUAAGGCACAGGUGAAAUCACACGUGAGGACACACAGGAGAAAAACGGUUUAGUUGCGGUGACGCAUUUUCUUUGAAGUCCAAUUUGAAAAGACACAUGCAGAUUCACUGACGGUCGACUGUUUGACUCGCCUGACUUCCAUGCAGCCACUGUGUUGUAAUAUUCUUUGCACGUGUCUUUGUUCAGUAAAUCCAUGUGGUUUUUAUGAAGGUGUAAAAGAAAGACACGGUCACUGCAGUGGUUUCAUUUGUAGUUAAAGGUGUUUUAUUUGACUGGAUGCUGUCAUCACUCAAUGCUGAAACUAAUGAAGUCACUUCCUGUUCCAUUACUGGAAAGUAGUGAUUGCAAAACACAAGGAAACUGGUGCUUCACUGGAAGGUGGGUCUGUUGUUGAAAUAAAACACCAAACUGCCACUCAUCACAUAGGAAUCUCUGGCUCUGUCUACACUGGACACAUUUUUUUCCAUUCAUUGAAUGCCAAAUAACAUUUCGCUGAGGCCCCGGUUGGUCAGGGGCGGCCCUGUUUGCUGGAUUCUGUGGAUUUGAACAAGUUUGAGCACUGGAAUUGCAAUCAGUGAGAUUUGAGUGCAUUGCCAAUGAAGGUGAUUGAACCCAAAUAUAGUGUGGAGGUCUGUGGUUGACUUUACCCAAUAUUAAACAUCACAUCACAGUAUGCUGCCCUCUGGUGGUAGCUGACGGUGAACUUGUACUCAUUCAGCUUGACUUUAGUGAAUUAUAUUCACUGGACGUUCACUUGAUAUCAGGCACUUUCCUUAUAUUGUCAGACACUGAAAUGAUUGUCACUUCCUGUCACGGAUAACCUGCGGUGCUGAAACGUGGCCCGUGUCGCCCCCUUGUGGUCUUCUUGUUGACUGCAAGGGACAUCAUCCACUAUGGUGAAUAAUAAAUAGUAAUAAUAAACAGCUUAUAUACAAAAUAUUGAUUCCAAAUUAAGUGUAUUGACGAAUAAACAGCAAAUGCCGAACAGAUGUGCAACGUUACAGACUUAACAUUUAACAUGAAGGACAAUUUAACAAGCAAGCACGACUCCAAUCUGUAAUAUAAUUGGAUAUAACUUGAUGAAUGCAUGCAGGGAAUUUGAACCAGCUUCCUUUGGCUUCCUUUCAGCAUUCACACAAUAACAAGGAAAAACCGCCACUAAUGAAAAGGUUUGCCACAACGUGCCAACACUGCCAUCGGCCUUUGGAGGACUUCCGUCUGUAGUAUUCUGAUAUACCACGUGAUGAAUGCACACGGGAUUUCAACUGUACGAGCCAUUUAAUUAUAAUGUGUAGUUUUUGUUAUUUAUGCAAGAUGCAUACUUGAAAUAUUGUUUGAAGUUUACAAUGGUAUUUAUUUUCAUUCAAGUGUUAAAAUAAUUACAUUGAUUAAAGGCUCCAUUCAGGUGUGCGGCCAUGUACAGUGUAUGUUGGGGGAGGUGCUGUGAGCAAAGAAGUGGAAGCUUGAGACUGCUGUGGAGCCACAUGGUUUUUUUUUUUGGUGCAACGAACAAUUUGUCUACAUCCUGACACUCUGGAAUAAAACAUUUUAAUUUCUGCAACUAUAUGGACUUUGUGUGGAUUACACCUUGAUUGGACACGAGUAAGCCAGGACUUCACACUGAGGCGUCACUCUGCACUUACAAUAGUAAAAAAAAACAUCUCCUCAUGGUACGCACUUUAUUUGGAACACCUGGACUUUGGAAGAGGACUUCGCUCAGGAGAAGUGGGGGCUCCUCAUCAACGCAAGUAAGUGCUUCAAGUGGAAAUGCAUAUUGUUAUGCUUAUUGCUUAUUAUUAUAUCGACCCGGUAACGACUUUAAAGACCUGUGAAUAUUUCUCUUUGUGGUGCGACUGUGAUGGAUUGGAACACUUUGCUGUGUCAAGCUAACUGCAGCUAGCAAGUGGAAAAGGCUUCUAAAUCAUGGAGGAUGAUAAAGAUUCAGCCACAGUGGAAAGGCGGCCGGUGAAACCCACAGUCAAGGCAAUGGAGGAUGCAUUACAAAGAAAAAUAGGUGCAAGGACGUCUACGUUGGCUCAACUGACAAGAAAAAAGAACACGUUGCUUCAUUUAAUGGAUGAUGAUGGAAAUUUGGAGUUGAUAAAAACCAAGCUGAGUGCCAAUUUUAACAAGCUCUUUGAUGAAUUUUGUGAGCUGAACAUUUCUGUGAAGGAAAUAUUUCAGCAGCUUGGAUCUGACGAUGCUAUGAAUAAUGAUCAACAGAAUUAGUUUAAACCAAAGGCAGAUUCAUUCAAAGACUUCAUUAACCAUGUUGCUGGUUGGAUGGAAGAUGUUUACAAACGUAUGGAGGAAGCAAGGAAAGUAAAUGAAAAUGUUCACCCUUCAGACAGCAUAUCAGAAGCAUCAUCUAAAAGGUCAAAAGGAUCGAAAAGUCGUGGUGGUUCUUCCACAUCCUCUUCAACUUCAGUACGUCUAACAGCAGAAUUGGAAUAGGCUGCACUUUCAGCAAAGGCAACAGCUCUCAAGAAAAGGCAAGCUUUAGAGGAACAAGAGAAUAAGCUUAAAGCCAAGAGGGAGGAGCUUGAGAUUCAGAUUGCUUUGGCAGCUACAGAAGCUAAACUCAAGGUUUUACAGAUGUUUGAGGAUUCAAGAUACAAGAGAGUUUUAUUGUCAUGUGCAUAGUAAAACAGCAGUUAUACCAUGCAAUGAAAAUCUUAUUCUGUUCAUUCUCCCAAGAAAAGAAAUAAAACAAAUGAAAGAAUAAGAACAUAAGAAACAUAAACACAUAAACAUAUAUACCAAUAAAUUAAGCAACAACAACAGAAGAGACAUUAAUACAAGCAAAUAAUACAAACAAAUAAAUAAAUAAAUAAAGUGCUAUGAGUGUGUGCGUGCGGCGUGUGCGAGUGCUUCGUUGAGGAGCCUGAUGGCCUGU